UUAUGCCAGAAAUCCUUUUACAAGAUUUAUGAAUGUAUAUGUAUACACACACACACACACACACACACAUUAACAUUUCAUCAACAUUACAUAUAACUUGUUUUGAUAUAUAUCUAAAUAGAGCUAAAAAUAGUCAAUGUAAAACAUAUCCAUGUGUGAUAAAUAGAAAUUUUAAGUCAUGAGUGUACACUGUACUUCAGUGAUAUUGUGGUAUACAGGAUAUUACAUCACUUGGAAACCCAGUGGCUUGGACUGAAAUUAGAAAAAUAUGUAGAGAAGAACAGUAGAGUGGAAUAGGAACGAACAGAUGAGUAAAAACAUCUGGAAGCAGUAGCUACACGCAUCUGGGGAAUAUGCCUAAAAUAAGCUGAUUUAACAAUUAUUAAAUAUGUUGCUUAAUGUAUGGAGUGGAAUGGAGUGCCGAGAGUCGGCGCUUUAACCUAAUAUUUGGCCAUGUUACGUAAACGUUGUGGUGAACCCUGGCACUUUCUUCUGAUGAUUCAAGCUGCCACAAAGAACCGAGUGUCGGUGAAUAAACAGACUCUGAAAACUGUUAGCAUGAGAGCACGAAAUUCCUGAACGAUUCUUUUACUGAAGCGGUUGAAUGAAUAAUUCGUGGUCUUUCCUUAUCUCCCUGGUAGACCCCAUUUUUCUGGUAUGGCGACAUCAGUGAAAGUUACUUACAUGGAAAGUACAACAGUGACUCAGAAUUUAGUAUUGGAUGGCGUGUCUGCAUUGUAUCAGUUUUGAGUAUUAUGUAUGCACGCAGAGCACAUUGGUUAAUCGUGAUUUCAACAGUUUUCACUGUUUAAAAUUUCCAGUACGUCCAGUAAUCUGCUGUUUAAAACCAUGUCACGCUGGCUCUUGGUCGCGUAGGACGCGCUGCCACCGCGUGGCUGAAGAUUAUUUUCACUAUUAGCAGCAUUAGCUUUGUGAGUUAUUUAACACUAGAACUGCCAUGACGGUCAAAAUGACCGUUUUGAAAUGUAUAUGUACAAUAACUUUGUUGAAUAAAAAAAUACAAUCUUGCUGGUUUGUGACUUUUCCUAAAAGUGUUUCUAUUUUUACUUACAAUAGAUUUUAUAUAAAUUACAUAAAAGGCAAAAAAAAUAUGAGCAUUUCUACCUAUUAAAACCAUAACGGUCAUAUUGACCGCUCUAAAUCUCGCGCGAUUCUAUUGUUCUUUCCCGCGGUUUAUUGUCUCUGUCAGCGUCACCAGUACUAUUAGCAUAUGCUCAUUUGAUUAUAAAUACAAAUUCUUGGACUACAAAUUAUUAUUGCCUUUUAAAAAAUAAAUUUAUAAAGAGUUUAUAGGGAGCGUUUAGAAAAUGUCUAAUACAAAUAAUAGAAUGAAGAGAAAUAUGACUUUUGCCAUGGCCUUGGAAAUGCUUCACAAUCUGGACAGUGAUGACUCUGAUGCAGGGGCGCUGUCUGAGGUGGAAAGUGACAGCGACCUUUCUGGGUGCAAGACAGACAGUUCAUCCUCAUCAGAGAGUGAGUCAGAGUCCGUAAAAAGGAAAAAGAGGCGGUUACCUUCCUCGGAGAUUAGGGAACCAGAUGUUCCGUUCACAGCUGACGUUCCAGGCCUUCCCGAACCAGUACCUGCACUUGAGCCAGCUGGAGUGCUCAGCCCGCCCUUAGAGUCAUCUCGGCCGUAGGUGGCUGUGGAAAAGGGAAAGGAUGGGACGGUGUGGACCAUCCUUCAGUCAACUGAACGUCCAGGGAGAAGGCAGAGCCAAAAUGUUCUGACUGAAGCUGCCGGUCCCACCGCGCACGCGAAGCGCAACAUCGAAGAUGCGCUCACUGCCUUUCUGUGUUUGUUUGACGAUGGCAUGUUGAAACACAUCAGGGACUGCACUGUGGCUGAGGCACAUCAGCACCGUGGUGACAGCUCAUGGGACCUGACAGUGGCUGAACUGAAAGCCUUCAUAGCUCUGUUAUAUAUCCGUGGAGCACAGGGUGCGAAGAACAUGGAUUUGGGGAGCCUUUGGUCGGAGAAAUGGGGCUUCCCGUUUUUCAAAGAAACCAUAGCUAGAAAUCGCUUCAGGGAGAUAAUGAGAUUCCUGCGGUUCGAUAAAAAAGAAACCCGACGUGUGCGUCUGCAGGAUGACAGGUUUGCCCUGGUAUCGGCCACUUGGAACAAGUUUAUUCAGAACAGCAUAGCCUGUUACAAGCCUGGUGCCGACAUAACCAUAGAUGAGCAGCUGUUCCCCACCAAGGCCCGGUGCAGAUUUCUUCAGUACAUGGGGAAUAAGCCUGAUAAAUUUGGCAUCAAAUUUUGGCUGGCUGCUGAUGUCCGUUCGAAAUACAUGCUGAACGGGGCUCCGUUUCUGGGUAAAGAAGAGGCACGGAGCAGAGGUCAGCUCGUGGGAGAGAGUGUGGUGCUGAAACUGGCGGAGCCAUUCUUGGGUAAGGGAAGAAAUAUUACAACGGAUAAUUUCUUCACUUCACUAAAACUGGCCACCACCUUACAGGCCAAGAAGACCAGCCUGGUUGGCACUAUGGGAAAAAGUAAGCGCGAGUUGCCCCCCUCCGCAAAAGAGCAAGCGGAGUUGUAUAACACAAAAGUGCUAAAAUGUGCGGAUGCGACUCUCACGAUAUACCAGGGAAAGCCGAGGAAGAAUGUGUGCAUUUUGAGCUCCGUGCACACAAGCGUGGGCAUCACCGAUGGGCCGAAAGCAAAGCCGGAGUCUGUGACCUAUUACAACAACACCAAGUAUGGGGUGGAUGUCCUAGAUCAGAUGGCACGGGCAUACUCUGUGAAAGGCGGUACGCGUAGAUGGCCAGUGGCUGUAUUUUACAACAUCCUCGACCUUGCUGGAAUCAAUGCCCACAUCCUCUUCAAGGAGUGCACCAGCAGCAAAAUUGCCCGGAGGAAGUUCCUGCUGCGACUGGCAGAGGAGCUGAGAGCGGAGUUCAUGGAGGGAAAAAGGGCAGCAUCGCAGUUGACACAAGGUCCCAACCAAAAAAAUCAACCCCCGCAACUGACACCAAAACGGAGACAGUGCCAGGUGCGGAGAAUCUGCAAACAAAAUAAAACGCACGACACCUGCUGCAAAUGCCACAAACCCGUGUGUGGAAAUUGUGCGAGAAGAACAGAAGUAACUUGUGUUGACUGUGAAUCUUAAAUAGCCGAGCACGAUAUAGAUUUAUUUAAUAUAGAAUUUGUAGCGUAAUUGUUUUAUGGUUCCAAACUUCGUUCGUGACUCUUUUUAACUUUAGAGCUGCUUGUUUCCAGCUUAUGUUCUGUGUUAUAAUGUAUCAUAAAUGUUGUAACAUUUUUUUUUUCAUAAUCAAAUAGAUCAUUUUAAAUGUUAUUUUGUUGUUCUGAGUUAUGUAAAAUAAAUACAGAGAAAUACUGAAUAUGCAAUAAUUACAUUUUACUAUGAAAUGAUGCGAAUAUUUCUAAAUUUAUAAUUAUCAUUUUUAACUAAAUAAAAAAUGUAAAUGUUGGUGUUAUUUGUUUUUUUAAAAGAUAUCCUAACACAGUUAAUACAUUAAUCUCUCAUUUGGGCAAUUUAUUUAGAGAUUAUAGCGUUUAUAAUAUAGCGGUCAAAAUGACCGCUCACGGCUGUUCUAGUAGUUUUGGAAUUCUGGCGCUUCUAGUGUUAA
Carassius auratus (goldfish) is the source of this 3612-nucleotide messenger RNA. RefSeq lists its product as uncharacterized. The record is from RefSeq and is a predicted model, not a curated record. Bases 1833 to 3128 code for a protein of 431 amino acids. The transcript has 2 exons. Lineage: Eukaryota; Metazoa; Chordata; Actinopteri; Cypriniformes; Cyprinidae.